Xiphophorus couchianus (Monterrey platyfish) is the source of this 1478-nucleotide messenger RNA. It is a transcript of the gene nus1, whose product is annotated as NUS1 dehydrodolichyl diphosphate synthase subunit. Gene Ontology annotation, cellular component: endoplasmic reticulum membrane; dehydrodolichyl diphosphate synthase complex. Bases 123 to 989 code for a protein of 288 amino acids. The transcript is spliced from 5 exons. The record is from RefSeq and is a predicted model, not a curated record. Gene Ontology annotation, molecular function: ditrans,polycis-polyprenyl diphosphate synthase [(2E,6E)-farnesyl diphosphate specific] activity. Lineage: Eukaryota; Metazoa; Chordata; Actinopteri; Cyprinodontiformes; Poeciliidae.
UCACGCCGGGUGGCGGUAAUACACUUUAAAGCUGUGUGACACCCGUUUUCAAAUACAGAAGAAGAAGAAACUGAUGAAACCUCUGUAGGUAGACAUUCUCCUUUCCGUUUACAAGGCCAGCAAUGGCGUUGCUUUACGGCCUUAUUUGGCGCCUUCUUUUAGCAUUAGUUCGCAUCAAAAGGGCGACAGUUUCCUGGCUCCGAGUCCGUCUUCGAACAUGGAAAGGCCGUUUCUGGCAGCGGACAAUGGCUGCGCUGCUCCUGCCGGUUCCUGUGUCUGAGUUCAAGCAGAAGAAGGCCGGUGCUGACCAGAGUUCUGACGGUGACCGUGAUGGCAAAGGCGCUGGAAGCCGUCGGUCACGUUGGAUAUCUGACGGGAUUUCGCUGGAGAAACUACCGGUCCACAUCGGCCUUGUAGUGGCUGAGGAGGAGCUCAGCUACACGGACAUCGCCAACAUGGUGGUCUGGUGUAUGGCUGUCGGUGUUUCCUACGUCAGCGUCUACGAUCAUCACGGUAUUUUCCAGAAGAACAACUCUUGGCUUCAGGAGGAGAUAGUGAGGCAACAGCACAACCUGUUGGGUGGAGAUGACUCUACAUUCAAUAUGGAGUUACUGAAAAACGGCACAGACAAACCCCAACACUUUGUUGUGUCCUGUAGACCCGUAGUGAAGGUGCUGUCUCCAGAGGAUGGAAAGCACAGUAUUGUCCAGGCAGCAAGAAAACUUUGUCACUCUGUAGAGAAGAAGGAAUGGAGCUCUAAAGACAUCAGCGUCUCCAUGUUGGACGUACUUCUCAGAGAAUCAAAAAAUAUCCCAGACCCUGAGUUGGUGGUGAAGUUUGGUCCUGUGAACAGCACACUGGGUUUCCUCCCUUGGCACAUCAGACUCACAGAGUUUGUCUCCCUGCCCUCCCACAAAAACGUUUCGUAUGAAGACCUGUUUGGCUCCCUGCAGCGUUAUAGUGCCUGUCACCAGCGGCUCGGACAAUGACCUGCAGAUUGUUCUGCUCUUCACAGAGGUGGACGGAUCAGAUCCACCAUGUUUGUUCAGAGGCUGGAUUGGAGGUGACAUCCUUCCUGUGUACCAUGACCACACCCAUCCUUUUCUUCUGGACUAAAAACUUUCAGGAUGGCUUAAAGAUGAAGGAAUCAGGAAUGAUGAGCAGCUUGUCUUCUGCCACUACUUCGUGUUUUAUGAUGAAAUCACUUUCCAGUAUACUGCAAAUCAGUGGAACAAGGCUAAACAGAGAUGAACGCUGACCAAUGAGGACUAUCUCCACUGACUGUUUUUGCAACAUCGAUUCUGUCUCCCCAACCUCUGUGGGUUCUGUGGAUAUCAUUUCCACAGAAAAUAAAUCGAUACAGAGAAAACUUGCAUUAAUCAUCAGUUGGCAUCUUGUUAAAUCCAGCCAUUAUUUUAGAUGGAUUUUCAAUACUGACAAUAAAUGGACAGAAAGUUAGAUAUGAGUGGGAAACAUCA